Messenger RNA from Perkinsus marinus ATCC 50983, 1941 nucleotides. RefSeq names its product casein kinase, putative. Gene Ontology annotation, molecular function: protein kinase activity; ATP binding. The transcript is spliced from 22 exons. The record is from RefSeq and is a predicted model, not a curated record. Bases 1 to 1941 code for a protein of 646 amino acids. Gene Ontology annotation, biological process: protein phosphorylation. Lineage: Eukaryota; Perkinsozoa; Perkinsida; Perkinsidae.
AUGGUUGUGUUGAACGAUGAUCUGGACAACUCCCCCAACACGGCAAACGAGUCUGUAAUCCCCGACGAGCAUAAUUAUGAUCAUCAGUUCUUGGGCUUCACUUCGUUUAUUGUCUGUAUACGAUAUUGUUUCCGGGUAGAGCCUAAAAGCCCAGAAUCAGUAGUGUCUUCACCACGCCUAGUAGAAGCGACUACAUGGGCGAUCAAACUCCAGCGUGCUAUCGCUGCUACUAUAACGAGUUCGGCAGAAGAUAAGGUGGUCAAGUUGAGCCUCAAUGAUGAUCAAGGACUUCAAUUGAUAGAGCCAACGCACUGCCCAGUGCCUCUAUGGGGGUCCUCAGUUUUAGCUCAAGUCCUCGGCAUUCUCCCCGACCGGCCUUCUAAGGGAUUUUUGAGAUCUGCUAUGCGUGGCUUAUCGCAGUCUCCCUUGCCAGCAGAGACACGCGUUGGAGGGUUGUAUGCUUUGGGGCGAAAACUUGGCAGUGGCUCUUUCGGGGAGAUAUUUCUCGCGGUGAAUGUCCAGACGGGAGAAGAGGUUGCUGCUAAAUUGGAAAGUGUUAAGUCCAAGCAUCCCCAGCUUUUAUAUGAAGCUAAGCUCCUAAAGCAUCUCCAAGGUGGUCCGGGAAUUGCCAAUGUACACUAUUGCGAUGUUGAAGGAGAAUACAACGUACUGAUAAUGGACGUCCUUGGUCCCAGUCUAGAAGAUCUGUUCAAUACGUGUAACCGAAAAUUUACUCUUAAAACUUCUCUCAUGCUGGGAGAUCAAAUGCUACAUAGGAUAGAAUACCUACACUCGAAAAAUUUUAUUCAUCGCGAUAUGAAGCCCGACAACUUCUUGAUAGGUCGUGGGAAGAAAGCGGGGACUGUUUUCUUGAUCGACUUUGGACUAGCAAAAAAAGCGUUACGGUUCGAGGACAGGCCGGAUUAUGCCUACAUUCGGAGAAUAUUUAAGGAUUUGUUCAUGCGGCAAGGAUUCCAAAAUGAUGGAAUUUUCGAUUGGAUGCAGUUGAACAACUCUGGGAAUUCUCGGGGAGUAAGGAUGACCAACCAGGGCUCGAUGGUAGCAGCACUUGGCGUGGUUGAUAAGCGAGGAUUGGUCGAACCACGCAGACGGAAUCAUACGAGGGAGGACGGUACUGGGAUGGCCAUCGGAGGAGAAGGAGAGCCUACUCAGAGGAUCCAGGGAACUUCAAUGCAGAUGGACGACAAGUUGAUCGAAUGCAUCAAACGAGUCGGGGUUUAUCAAAACGAAGGCACUUCUGGUUUGUACAAGGGCUUCUCAGCAGCUCUAGUGCGACAAGGUCUAUACAGGGGUCUUGUUUUUGCACUAUACGAACCCCUGAGAGACGAGACCUGCAAGCUACUCGGCGAAGACAAAUCAUCAGCGUCUCUGAAAGUGAAGAUUCUCGCAGGAGGAGUCGGUGGUAUUCUCGGCUCAGCUUUGAUCAACCCCGUAGAUGUUAUAAAGGUCAGAAUGCAAGGCGAUUUGAAACUGGGAGCUGAAAGGCGUUAUCGAAACGUUUUUGAUGGACUUUUCAAAAUGUAUAAAAGCGAAGGCAUGCGGGGAAUCAGUGUUGGGGUCAUCCCGAAUAUGCAACGUGCAUUUUUGGUGAACGCGGCUGAGUUGGCGACCUAUGAUCAAUGCAAGGAAGAAAUCGUUAAAAUUUUCGGCGAUAAUACGUUCAGUUAUUUCGUUUCUUCGAUGAUCGCUGGUCUCGUCGCAGCCGUUGUGAGCACACCUGUUGACGUAGCGAAGACUCGUCUCAUGAACCAAGAUCUUACAAAGGGAAGAGUGUACCGUGGCUUGACCGAUUGCUUAUUGAAGACGGUGAAGUCGGAAGGUCUGUUUGCCGUAUAUAAAGGCUUCAUCCCGAACUGGAUUCUUGACAAACUUUCAGGAAGAAACUCAGAAAAGGGCAUUUUUUUCCAAGAGAAUUAUUGA